AACAAUAUGAAUUUCUUUAUCUUGGCUGUGUAAAUAAUACUGGUAAAGGCGUGUUAAAAUGUUGAAUUAUUUAUAUACUGAAAUAACAAUAUAAAUUAAGUGCUCGGCGACACUACUAUCUCUGUGUGCACUGAGCUAAGUCUUAUUAUUUUUUAAAUACUGAUAGUCAUCACUCACUAGUAAUAGAAACAAAUUCAAAGCAGACGAUGUUGGUGAAAUGGACAUGGCUGUUGCUGAUGUUGUCGACGACGAUGGCAAAGAUGGUGUCAGGAGACAUGUGGACCCUACUUCGAACGCCUAUCAUACAAACACAGUCCGGUGAGCUCCGUGGUGCAGUGUCAUAUGGUCUUUCUGGGAGAUACUACUCCUACUACGGGAUCCCAUAUGCUUUGGUGAAGAAAAGGUUUCAGGCUGCUGUACCCGUGACGAAAUGGCAAGGUGUCUUCGAAGCUACCAAACGCGGCAUCGAAUGUAUGCAACGUGAAUGGUUCAACAUUUUACCUACACAUGGAACCAAUGUUAUAGGGCAGGAAGAUUGUCUAAUUUUAAAUGUUUACACACCAUUCAAAGCUAAUGAAUUAACUGAGCCACUUCCAGUAAUGGUUUUUAUACACGGAGGGGGGUUCAGAGAGGGUUCUUCCAUGCCGAACUUAUACGGACCAGAAUAUUUAAUAAACAAAGACGUAAUUCUCGUAACUAUUAACUAUAGAGUUGAAGUACUAGGAUUUUUAUGUUUGGGUAUAGAAGAUGCACCCGGCAAUGCUGGUCUUAAAGAUCAAGCUGAAGCUCUUAAAUGGGUUAAGAAAAAUAUAAGAGCAUUUGGUGGAGACCCUGAUAAUGUCACUAUCUUUGGAGAGAGUGCUGGGUCUGCUUCUGUUAUGUACCACCUGCUAUCUCCAAUGUCAAAAGGACUUUUCAAGAGAGGAAUCAUGGAAAGUGGAUCACCAAUAGCAUUCUGGAGUUUACAGUUUGAGCCACUUAAAAUUGCAAGUCAAUUAGCAAAAGAAAUGGGUUUCGAAACUAAAGAUCCUCAAGAGUUGUACGAAAUAUUCAUUAGCAAAAGCGCUGAAGAAUUGUUAAAAACGCGAGUUCCUAGGCCUAAAAGUACUUUAGUGCAGGCAGAAAACAUAUUUGUACCUUGCAUUGAGAAGACAAUACCUAACGUGGAACCCUUUAUUACUGAAGCACCUUACAAUAUCAUAUCUGAAGGUCGAUAUUCAAAUGUUCCAUUGAUAAUAGGGUACAAUAGUGUAGAAGGAUAUUACUUCGCCGGAAAAGAAAACGAUACAACUGUAGCAAAUAUGAACUUUUAUGCAUCAUUACCUAGAGAUUUAGAAUUUCCAUCAGAAGAUGAGGCUAUAAAAACUGCUAAAAUACUGAAACAGCUAUAUAUGGGUGACCAAAAGAUUUCUAAAGCUACAUUAGUAGAUUAUGAAGGAGAAUCGGGAAUAAGUUAUCCUGUGAUAGCUACUAUAGACCUUUUAUUGAAGACAAGUGAUGAACCAAUAUACUCGUACAAGUUUUCUAUAAGUGGUCUGUUAAAUCUUCAGAAAUUCAGAUCGGGAUUUCCAUUGUCUCCUGGAGCAGCACAUGUAGAUGAUCUUUUUUAUAUUUUCAAGCCAAAACUAACCACUCCUAUUGGAGUUUUUGAAAAUGAUGCAAUUGAGAAAAUGACUACUAUGUGGACGAAUUUUGCGAAAUAUGGAAAUCCGACACCGGAAUUAACAUCGCUUCUCCCUCUCAAAUGGCGAUCCACUGAUAAGGAAGAUCCCCGUGUCUUCAUUAUUGACAGAUUUUUUUCUACGGAACCUCUUUGGAACUCCGAAAAAUUUGCAUUUUGGAACGAAACUUACUCGAAGUAUAGGCGAACACAAUAGAUAUUAUGUUUGUAUUUUGUUGUGGAGCAGCGUAGUGGAGUAUGCUCCAUACCCCCUCCGGUUGAUUGAAGGGAGAUCUUUGCCCAGCGCUUUGUCUUUAGUUAUUUUAUUUCUGAUAAAGAUGAAGGACACUGUUAUUUUAUUGACAUAAUUUUUUAAUAGCAUUUUAUAGCCAGAAAAUUACAUUAUAAAUGUUUUGAUGGUUAUAAUAUACUUAAGUGAGUCUUACUAUUAUACCUAAAGAAUUAUUUUUAUUAUCUUUAGUAAAAUAUAUU
Pectinophora gossypiella (pink bollworm) is the source of this 2152-nucleotide messenger RNA. Its product is annotated as esterase FE4-like. Lineage: Eukaryota; Metazoa; Arthropoda; Insecta; Lepidoptera; Gelechiidae. Bases 207 to 1877 code for a protein of 556 amino acids. The record is from RefSeq and is a predicted model, not a curated record. The transcript is spliced from 4 exons.